Messenger RNA from Diaporthe citri, 711 nucleotides. RefSeq lists its product as uncharacterized. The transcript is spliced from 2 exons. NCBI's taxonomy places the organism in Eukaryota, Fungi, Ascomycota, Sordariomycetes, Diaporthales, Diaporthaceae. The record is from RefSeq and is a predicted model, not a curated record. The coding region runs from base 1 to 711 and encodes 236 amino acids.
AUGACUCUCCAACCUUUCAGCCUUGACCGCUUCCCGAGCGGGAAACCACAUCUGCGUCAAGUGGAUCAAUUUCACAGCUGGGAGAGGAUAGUCCACAAGUACAGCGGAUGUCAACUCACCUAUCCAGAGAAGGAUAAGCUUGCUGCUUUUGCCGCGGUAGCUCAGCGCUUUUCUCCCGACUUCGGCGAGGAUUACUACGCCGGGCAUUUUCGACAGAAUAUGCCCUUUGAUCUGGUAUGGCAUGUGUUCACGCCACACUCUGAAGAAAAGUCUGCGACAAGACGCCACCCGACGUGGAGUUGGACGAGUGUUAAUUCACAAAUACUCCGAGUCCACGCCACCGUCUUCGACCGGUCUUUGGUCGAGGUAGAGGAUGGACAGCGCAUGCACCGGAAUAUUUGGACAGUCCAUUCGCGGGAAAUAGUAGGACACGAUGAUCACUUUUCUGAAAUGGAGUUGAUCAUAGAUCUGGACGGGCCUGAAAAGGAGAUACAGGAAGACGUGUACUUCAUACCGGUGCUCGAGUUCGGCGGGAGCGGGAGCAAGAUUAGGGAUAUCAUGGGACUUGCGUUGCUGAAACAGGAGGAUGGUUUUUAUAGGAGAGUGGGCAGCUGGAGCGCUCGGAUCGACUUAUCCGAUUUGAAGAGUGGGCCGAUGUUCGAAGUUAUGGAUAAGUACUCGGAUUUUCAUCAAGUCGUUGUGGUCGUUUGA